Molecule: messenger RNA, 1061 nt
Organism: Striga asiatica
Lineage: Eukaryota; Viridiplantae; Streptophyta; Magnoliopsida; Lamiales; Orobanchaceae
Source: the annotation of a GenBank genome assembly
CAACAACUACCAAAUCACAUGCUCUGGUGGAGAUCAGUAUUCUGUAGCUCUUGACAAGAUGAAAUGCAGUUGUAGAGCAUGGGGAUUGAGUGGUAUACCAUGUCCACAUGCCUUGAGAGCCAUUCUCCACCAAAAAAAGGGAUCCAGUGGACUAUGUAGACCAUUGCUACUCAGUUGAGGUUUACAAAAAGGUUUAUGGACCAGCCAUAAUGCCUUUGAGUGGUGAAUGUUUAUGGGGGAAAAGUAUGUACAUCCCUCCUUUGCCACCAAAUUUUGGUAGAGGCAGAGGCAGACCAAGUUCUCUUAGAAGGAGAGAACCUGAUGAGGCAGACCCUAAAAGAAAGAAAUCAUCAAAUGGUCCCCACAGACUGAAGAGGCAACAAAGCACAGUGAAAUGUAGGAAGUGCCAUGAACCAGGUCAUAAUGCAUUGACUUGUAAAAAUCCAGCCAUGAAAAAGGGUAAGAAGGAAAAACAAACUGAAGGUCAAACCCAUUCCAAUGAAGCACCAUUUGGUAAUCCACAACCUCAAUUUAGGGAGAAACUAAAGGUCACCAAAGGAAAAGGAAGUGGGAAUCAAACUCAUACAAAUGCAAAUCCUACAGUCCUACCUCCCAAUCCAGAUGAUGUGAUGUUUAGUCAAAUUUCUGAUGAAGAUUUGGUUGCAGGCAUUGAAAGCCAGACUGAUAGCACAAUGUAUCAGCACAUGCAGUCCCAUAAGCCAGGCCCAACUUCAUUUCAACAGUUGAAGAUGUCCUCAGUUUCAGCCCCAAACCCCCUUCAAACAAGGAUCAACAUUAGAGCACCCCCACCAAUAAUAGGUGGAUAUACACUGCCAGUAUUCAGUUCACAACCAACCAACUCAAAGUCUAUUGUUAUUGAUGGUGGCCAAAAGUUCAUGGACCUUUCUCAAAAUUCAGUUUGUCUGCAGAAAAGAAAGAAAAAGAAGCAGUGACAACAUGGUCUGAUGUGUUUGUUGUGUUUGAUGUUUUAGAAGUACUUUUCGUCUGAUUAGGUUGUUUUGUAAGUGUUGGAAGUGUUUGCUGUACUGUGGAAGUGUUGG